AUGGUCGUUAGCUUGCAACUCAAUUCCUCGGCAAAACCUGCAGCCGAAUAUAGUGCAGCGGCAGAAGCAUCACUGAAGUGGAAGCGUGACGUGUAUUUGACCGGUUUCGGCAAAUUUAGCGAUAUCCUCGAGAAUCCGACCUCAAUUCUUGCCAAGAAGCUAGAAACGCACCCAAAAGUAAUUGAAGCUCAUGUGCUUGAAGUUUCCAAAGAUGGCUGCGUGGAAAUUUUGACGAAAAUGCAAACAAGGGCAGAGGAACGCCGUCGGCCUUGCGUUUUUCUACACUUUGGUGUCGACACUACAUCUUGCUCGCUAGUGCUUGAAAGAAUGGGCUAUAAUGUAGCAAACUUUCGGAUUCCAGACGAGCGAGGCUAUGUUGCCAAGAACGAAAUUAUUUGUGAAGAUGGGCCAGAUAUAAUUGAGACGACCAUACCAGUAGAAGACAUGCUUAAGACGCUCCAGACUGUGUACCCCCGAAUUGAAAUUUCGACCGAUCCGGGUCGCUACAUCUGCAACUUUGUGUACUACUGCUCGCUUGAUUGGGCCAAGCAGCAGAGGCUCAAAGGGUUUUCAGAUUAUCGUGCACUCUUUGUACAUGUGCCCGAAUUUCGAAUCAUCAAUCUGGAAGUACAACUGGAAGUCGCCUCGAAAAUUGUGGAUUAUGUCGCCAGCCUAUAUCAAUUAGUAGCACGUGUCAACGAUUGUAGCUUUAAAUACUGCAGACUUGAGCGAGAAGCAGUAAAGCAAUGCAGCAGUUGUCUACUUGAACUUAGACUUGCCAGCCACCGGACACGAUCAAGAAAUAAAAACCACAUUCAUCUAUAUUGUUAUCGCUGUCGUGGUUGCAUGUCGGCAGUGGCAUCCAGUACAGCUCUUUUGCACGAAGGCUGGUGGCAUAAAGCCUAG
Plasmopara halstedii is the source of this 906-nucleotide messenger RNA. Its product is annotated as Predicted pyroglutamyl peptidase. Gene Ontology annotation, molecular function: pyroglutamyl-peptidase activity. The transcript has 7 exons. The record is from RefSeq and is a predicted model, not a curated record. Gene Ontology annotation, biological process: proteolysis. NCBI's taxonomy places the organism in Eukaryota, Oomycota, Peronosporomycetes, Peronosporales, Peronosporaceae. Gene Ontology annotation, cellular component: cytosol. The coding region runs from base 1 to 906 and encodes 301 amino acids.